This is a messenger RNA of Crotalus tigris (Tiger rattlesnake), 780 nucleotides long. Its product is annotated as retinal rod rhodopsin-sensitive cGMP 3',5'-cyclic phosphodiesterase subunit gamma. The record is from RefSeq and is a predicted model, not a curated record. Gene Ontology annotation, molecular function: cGMP binding; 3',5'-cyclic-nucleotide phosphodiesterase activity. The transcript has 5 exons. Gene Ontology annotation, cellular component: mitochondrion; photoreceptor outer segment membrane. Bases 341 to 604 code for a protein of 87 amino acids. Gene Ontology annotation, biological process: positive regulation of G protein-coupled receptor signaling pathway; positive regulation of epidermal growth factor receptor signaling pathway; visual perception. NCBI's taxonomy places the organism in Eukaryota, Metazoa, Chordata, Lepidosauria, Squamata, Viperidae.
CAUUGUAACACCUCUGAAGCCUCCAGAACAAGCUUUGACCAACUACAGUUACAUAUUAUAAAGGCUGAGUCACAUAGACUGGCUAUCAUUAAGACUUGCGACAGGGAUUUGAGUGGGUGCAUCUUUCACAUCUGGAUAAUGAGCAUGAAUGUGUUACGCAUAUUUAAAGGAGACGAAAUGCAAGUCUAAAUGCAAAUGAGACUGAAGUUCCAUGGAAGAAUUGGAGUUCAGCUAUCAAAGCUUCUACAGUUUUUGGUAGCAUGAGAACAGCAUUUUGAUUAAGCCACGCGAAUCAGGAGGGGCUUUUGUUAAAAAUAGACAUUCUUCUUUCAUUCCAGCCAUGAGCCAUGAAAUUCCAAAACCAGAAUUCAAAUCUGCUACCAGGGUGACCGGGGGGCCUGUCACUCCCAGGAAAGGCCCUCCCAAAUUCAAACAGAGGCAAACCAGGCAGUUCAAGAGCAAGCCACCAAAGAAAGGUGUUCAAGGGUUUGGUGAUGACAUUCCUGGUAUGGAAGGCUUGGGAACAGAUAUCACUGUGAUCUGUCCCUGGGAAGCUUUCAGCCACCUGGAGCUCCAUGAACUGGCACAGUAUGGUAUCAUUUGAAGACGUAGAAGCCAGAAACAGGCCGGAUACAUGCCUUUCAUUCAGCAAAGCAAGAACAGUUCAUGAGCAUUCCCAUUAUCCAUAUUCCUAGCCCUGCAUAUCCACUCUCCCAGUGGUAGCCUGUUGGGGCCUAUAGCAAUUGCUCAUUAAAAUAAAAUCCAAGUGAAUACGUCUUA